This is a messenger RNA of Solenopsis invicta (red fire ant), 915 nucleotides long. RefSeq lists its product as uncharacterized. The transcript has a single exon. The coding region runs from base 1 to 915 and encodes 304 amino acids. Gene Ontology annotation, molecular function: protein dimerization activity. The record is from RefSeq and is a predicted model, not a curated record. Lineage: Eukaryota; Metazoa; Arthropoda; Insecta; Hymenoptera; Formicidae.
AUGAUCGAUGCCUUCAUUAAACUCUACGAAGAGACGGAUGAUCCAGUCUCUGCGUCAGAAGCUAAACCAUUAGCUGAGCAUAUGGAAGGAUUUGAGUUCUCAUUUACACUAGUGCUUUGGUACGACAUCUUAUUCCAAGUCAACAUUGUAAAUAAGGCUAUGCAGUCGGAAACUAUGGAUAUAUCAAAUGCGUCAAAAAUGCUAGAAAAGUGCCUGAUCUUUGUAACAGAGUAUAGAAAUACUGAUUAUUCAACGGCGAUAAUUACGACCAAGGACAUAGCUAGUGAAGCUGAAAUCGAGCCAGUUUUUAAAGCAGUCCGAAUUCGAAGAAAGAAGAGAAUGUUCGGUUACGAGGCAUCAGAUCCCGAAGAAUUGUUCAAUACGACCGUUUUCUACCCAAUGAUCGAUACUAUUGAAAGUGCUUUAAAAACUCGCUUCGAACAACUAUCAACAUUUAAUACCACAUGGUCGUUUUUAUAUAAUUUAAAAACUAUACCUGAUAAGGAUAGACUGCAAGAAGUCUGUAUUAACUUAGAAGCUGCGUUGACAAAUGGUGAUAAGUCUGAUAUUUCAGGGAACGAGUUAAAACAAGAAAUUCUCAGUAUUCGAAAUUUAUUAAAUGACUCUGGUGAGCCAUUAUUGCCAUUAAAAGUGCUUCAACUGAUUCACGAGAAUAAGUGGCAAGACAUGUUUCCUAAUUUGUGGACUGCUCUUCAAAUACUCUUAACUAUUACAGUAACUGUAGUUUCAGAAGAACAAAGUUUUAGCAAAUUGAAACUUAUAAAGAUAUAUUUACGUUUUACCAUGCUCGAAGAUAGAUUAUCGGAUUUGGCAAUAUUAUCAAUAGAAAAUGAUUUUGCAAAAUCCCUCAAUUUUACAGAGAUAAUUCAACAAUUUGCAGGUGCUAAAGCAUGA